Meira miltonrushii is the source of this 1188-nucleotide messenger RNA. Its product is annotated as NuA4-domain-containing protein. Gene Ontology annotation, cellular component: NuA4 histone acetyltransferase complex. The transcript has a single exon. Bases 29 to 709 code for a protein of 226 amino acids. NCBI's taxonomy places the organism in Eukaryota, Fungi, Basidiomycota, Exobasidiomycetes, Exobasidiales, Brachybasidiaceae. The record is from RefSeq and is a predicted model, not a curated record.
CCACCAUCACCACUCACAUCCGAUCACAAUGCCGAGUGUUGCACAACAAGAAUCACCUCUGGCGGGAUCGCUGGAAGAAGCAAAACAGCGCUAUGAAACAACAAAGAAAGCACUUAAGACAGGAAUCAGUAAAAAGCGACAAAUCGAUCGAGCAUUGACAGACUUGGAAUCACAGAUAUUCUUGUUUGAAGGAUCUUACUUAGCUUCAACUUCUGCUUCUGGUGGAAAUAUCGUUAAGGGAUUUGAUGGAUAUCUUAAAUCUACCGCAACGGGCGGACAUACCAGUAAAUCUGCCGCUGCUGCUCUUGCGAUGAACCCAAACGACGUUCCGAUUGAAGAUCGAAUGUUCAGCAAUAGUAGUUCUACCUAUACCCGUUCACUACAGCUAAAAGCAAACGAAGGUCGAUCUCGUGAACAAAGUCCAUCAUUGUCAAAAAAAGGAGACAAGAACGAAAAGACUGACAAAUCGGAAAAAGAAGGAAAAUCGGAAAAGUCAUCAAAAAGUGAAAAAGGAGGUAAAUCGGAAAAGGGUAAAAAGGAUAAAGAUGAUGAUCGAUCUGAACUUGGAACACCUUCCACAAGCGGAAAGAAGGAUAAACAUGCCGUUGAUUCAACACCAACAAAGGGUAAAAAGCGUGAUCGUGAAAAAGAAGCAAGUGCUCAAGUGAACGGAAGUUCAAAAAAGAAACAACGCAAAGAUGACGAUUGAAAGUUCUCGUCAAUGCUUGAGUUGCUCAUGUACAUUACAGGUUUCAUAAGCCACACCCGUGUAAUUUUAUUCGUUGUUACCAGGUACGACUGGAUGACUGGCAAAUAGACUUCCGUCAAGUGGAAGUACGAUCCCGUUCACACAAGAAGCUUCAUCAGAUGCUAAAAAGGUAACACCGUUUGCAAUCUGUUCAUUAUAUCGGGUAAAGAGGGAGAUGAAUCAGCAGUAUUCACGGGUAAUAUCAUAUAUUACCCCCUACUCGCCUCUUCACUAACACCAUUUCGGCCUGUCGGGUUUAAUUGACCAGACUUACCGCGAUACAAUCUUGUCAAGUGAUAAUGGUGAUGUAGAAUCUGCCUUUGAUUAUGAAAACGUAUAAGAUCAGAGAGGCAAGUGAUGGUGCUGUGAGAGGAGGGUGUUUGAGCGAAAAAACUCAAUCAUGUAAGAGAGUGUGAAGACUCAAGAUUCGAAAUGAGGAU